Cooperia oncophora is the source of this 474-nucleotide messenger RNA. Lineage: Eukaryota; Metazoa; Nematoda; Chromadorea; Rhabditida; Trichostrongylidae. The record is from the annotation of a GenBank genome assembly.
AUGUCGGCGACGAUCAACGCCAUCAUGGAUUCCAAGACGUAUACCACCAACAAUAUGCGGCUGAUGUUCUACAAUGGUGACGUAGAUACCGUAUGCCAAUUCCUCGGUGACCAGUGGUUCAUAGAGAACCUCGUCGCUCAACGGAAUCUCAGCGUUUUAUCUAAUCGACAGCAGUGGACCUAUCAAAUGGCCCCAGGGUUCAGUCCAACGAUUGCAGGUUACGCAAAGGCAUGGACUCAGAACCUGGCGCAGCUUACUGUAAAGGGUUCUGGUCACUUUGUACCGAUGGAUCGUCCAGCCCAGGCCCUUCAAAUGCUUGUCAAUUUCAUAACAAAUCAGCCAAACUACAGUAACCCGAUAUUUUAUGAAUCAGACAGAAUUCUCUCUAUGCCGGGACUCACUGGCCCGUUGGGAUUCAAGCAGUACUCUGGAUUCCUCCAAGGAUCCCCUACUCACAUGUUGCACUACUGGUAA